AUGAUUAUAAUUCGUCAAAACGUCCCAUGCUUUAUCUUUUUUGCUGUUCGAACAAUUAUUGUAUUUUUGAUACCGGAUCGAUAUGAUUAUUUGAAGACACUUUUGAUUUGUAUCUACAGAAAUGAUAUUGUUUUUAUUAUUCCAUUCACUUAUACUAUUACCAAUUUUCAACGAAUAAAAGAAAUCUUCUGUCGGAAAUCAAGAAUUGGCGUUUUGGUAUCUACAACCGAUGGUAGAGCCAAUGCAACUUGA
This is a messenger RNA of Caenorhabditis angaria, 252 nucleotides long. The record is from the annotation of a GenBank genome assembly. Lineage: Eukaryota; Metazoa; Nematoda; Chromadorea; Rhabditida; Rhabditidae.